Messenger RNA from Serendipita indica DSM 11827, 1311 nucleotides. Lineage: Eukaryota; Fungi; Basidiomycota; Agaricomycetes; Sebacinales; Serendipitaceae. The record is from the annotation of a GenBank genome assembly.
AUGUCGCAUCCCAUCGAGCCAGAAGAAUUCUACAGGCCACUGAUCGACGGCACACUGAACAUUAUGGUCUCAUUGGGUCACUCCAAUCCCGACCUUACAGCCAACGGAUUGAUGGCUUCCAGCAUCUGUCAGGAGGAAAAUGUAGCUGAACCCUCCCGUGACCCACAGAUCACGUCCAGCUAUCAGCACAUUCGAACAGGUAUCCAAGAGCAAAAGUGGCCUCAAACGAAUGAGCCCGAACUACGCGAUGAGGACGGCAACUCCAUAUUUGCCAAAUUUCUGACCCGUAGCGCGGACGAAUGUGAUUAUACCUGUCGCUUUGAUGGAUGUGCAAAGGCAUACUCUCGACACGACCGGGCCAUCACCCAUAUUCGAAGGCAUUUCCAACACAGACCAUUUAUAUGUGGCGGAUCUUGUGGCGUCGACCUAUGUGAAGAGCGCUUCUAUCAUAAGUCAUCUCUCGACUCGCACAUCGGCUGUGCUUCACCUUACAAUCAAAACAAGGGCCUUUAUGACGAGACUCCUGGACCCGCCAUCUAUGAUCCCGCAAUGUUCGAACCCGUAUUCACGGAUAGUACUCCCAAUACCCUGCAACCAGUCGAAAUGCCCUUUACGAAUUUCGAGCCUAUGCGCGGCGACCACCGACAAGUCGGAGCUUCAUAUCCAUUUCCCCCCUUUAUCUUGGACAUCCCUCAGUAUCUUGUUCCAAAUGUCCCAGAACCUUCCCGUGUCAAUAUCAUAGGCGGCUUCGUCCCACCCCUUCAAACUUACAACCACCCUCGACCACCCGAACCUGCGGUAUUGCCUGCGUAUCACGCGAAUAUGAUACAGCACACUCCUCUAAUUGGCUCCGCAUCGACAUCCUCGUUCAACAUGCCAUUCGAGCUCCACAAUCCGGAUCCGCAGUUACGAGCCACUCCCCUUUCCGCCCAUAGCAUCCAUCUCCUCGAGACAAACUUUCGUGAUCCAAUCAAGCUGGAGCUACGGAACUUUCUGCACGUAGUUCUCACAUCACCGUGGUUCCAUGCCGACGAACUCGAGCCUCAGAACGACUCCCAGCAUACCGCUGUCUAUUCGAUCACUGUCACAAGGUGUUUGACCGGCAAGAUCGCGCUCUCGGGCACAUCCGUGGUCACCAUCUUGGGCAUCUGCCUUUCGCCUGUCCGGGAGGAUGUCUGGCUGGAAAUUGUGCAGAACGAUUUUGCUCCUUGCAGUAUCUCCAGGCCCAUCGUAACCGUCGCAAAGUCAUCUGCCCUGCCUGCUUCCGGUAUGCUCGCAAAACUUGAAGAGACACGAAACUACGUGCCCUGA